Molecule: messenger RNA, 385 nt
Organism: Dendrobium catenatum
Lineage: Eukaryota; Viridiplantae; Streptophyta; Magnoliopsida; Asparagales; Orchidaceae
Exons: 2
Source: RefSeq, a predicted model, not a curated record
AAACUUAUCCAAUGUGAUCUACGUUUAAAAUAUCUAAGUUUGCAACCAUAUAUCAUUUUGGAAUCUUCCUGCUUUGAAACCCCCUCAUGCUUGGAAGACAAAAAUGAAUCUAAAUCAAGCAAUACUAUUGAAGCAGGUCUAGAUCUUUCAUCCAGACAAAUGAAUUUCCCUGACUCAGGUAUUUAUAGAGAAAACACAUCAUUAAGUAAUCAACCUGUACAGUUGGAACAGCUUAAAAUACCAGAACUUAAAGCUUCCAUGUCGAAAGAUGAUUUGGUGAGCCAUUUAGAAAACUACAUUUCUGAACAAGUCUUCUCAGCCGAUUGCUUGCUAAACAAAGAAACAUUAAAGGAAUGGGCUGAUUAUUUUCUCACAGAUUCUCAAA